AUGGGCAUUCCAAACGACCAACCACCUCCCUUCACCCCAGGAUCCCCGCCCGCCACCACCAGCAGCCAAAACAACAACCCCCCAACCACCACCACCACCACCACCACCACCACACCCGCCGACGACCCACCUCCCUACGACCCCCCCGCCUACAACGCCCGCCCGGACACCACCGCCCCCGACCCCGACGCCGUGCUCGACCCCUGCACACUAGUCAUCCACGGCCGCUUCAUCUACCCGAUCCUGCCAUCCGGCGAGCCCGACUCCGAGCCCGUCUACCAGCUCUCGCGCGCCAUCCACGAGCAGGGCGCCGCCGCCGAGCGCAUCGAGUUCCAGCGCCUGGACCUGCGCAUCCGCAACAACAAUCACGACGAUCCGGACGCGGUGGCGGUGGCGGGCCCCUCCCUCGCGCGCCGCGCCAAGGACGUCUACUGGCUCGAGCACCGCAAGCCGCUGCCGCACGCGGGCAUCCCCUUUCAGGCGUGGCUGGAGCCACAGACGAGGAAGGCGCUGGGGAAGAUGGUCGUCGAGAAGAGUCCGGUUUUUCGGCAUGGCUAUCGCGCGGUGAAGGUGGUCUCGGAUGCGGAAAAGAGGUGGUUGGAGAGGGAGGGGAAGAAGGUGAGGAAGGGGGAGUAUUACUUUGUGGUGAAGGAGGGGGGCGGGAGGGAUUGGGAGUGGAGUGAUGCUGAGGGGAGGGCGGUGGCGGUGCAAGCGAGGGAGGCGGUGGAGGGCGCGGAGGAGGUGUUUCGGUUGAGGGUUCUGGUGCCGUUGGCGCGGAGGUCGCGGGAUAGUUUGGUGGCGCUGUGGUGUUUGUGGAUGUGGCAUAUCCGGAUCGAGGAGAAUAUCCCCAAGAGGACGUGGGAGGACCGCAAACGGAUUAUGCAGAUGCCGAGGAUAUAUCCGAGUCCGACGCCGUUGGGUAGGUAG
This is a messenger RNA of Chaetomium globosum CBS 148.51, 927 nucleotides long. RefSeq lists its product as uncharacterized. Bases 1 to 927 code for a protein of 308 amino acids. Lineage: Eukaryota; Fungi; Ascomycota; Sordariomycetes; Sordariales; Chaetomiaceae. The record is from RefSeq and is a predicted model, not a curated record. The transcript has 2 exons.